This is a messenger RNA of Cadophora gregata, 3984 nucleotides long. RefSeq lists its product as uncharacterized. The record is from RefSeq and is a predicted model, not a curated record. The transcript is spliced from 10 exons. Bases 685 to 3252 code for a protein of 855 amino acids. NCBI's taxonomy places the organism in Eukaryota, Fungi, Ascomycota, Leotiomycetes, Helotiales, Ploettnerulaceae. Gene Ontology annotation, cellular component: membrane.
AUCUGAUUUGUAUAAUAGUAGGUAUCUUUACACGAUACGACGACUCUUUGAGUAUUAUUAUAUUAUCUAGCUAGUAUCUUAAGCCAUACCUAGCUAAUCUCUCAGGCUUUUUAUAGCUCUAUCUAGUUAAACAACUACUCCAGAUAAGAAAUCGGAUGUUGUCAAUUUGAAGAGCAUCUCUUCCCCACCAAAUGAUAUCCUACAGCCAAAUAAUAUCCUACAGCAGCAGGGAUAAGUCGAGAUUCAGUCCUGCGGGCGGAGAUCGUCAUCUUAGGCCACUAUAUCCUUGCUUCAUGCUGGGAUGCUGCUGCAAGCUGCGCGCCGGCAGUCUUGGCUGGGUCUUAGGUCUUGGCUGACUGCCGUUUCUUGUUUUGAUCAUCUGCACUGCGCUGCACUAAUCCUGGUGAUGAUUCAAUGAAGGAGGACUAUGCCGGGUCUUUUUUCCUGUGUCUCUUGAGCCUCUCCUCUCCUUCAAUCGAUCUUUGGAAAAUUUGGGAUUUUAUCGGUCGCAGCUGCUGUUUAUAGCUCUCUAAGACAGCCACCCGAAUUUUCCUUCUCCAUACUGCGUUAAUUGCGUGUCAAGGGCGCAAACACAGAUCUUAUCAUUAGAGCAAGCCUGUUCCUCUUCACAACUCUCUUUUGUCCAACACUCUAUCCAGAGUCCUCGAAACAUCGCGAACAAUCAUGGCAGCUCACUAUCGAGACGAAGCCGCAUUGGGUCCCGAUCAUCCGGAUAAUCAUGCCUCUGCAAACCGUUGGCGCCAUCAAGAAUCCUCAGCAUUUCGUGCCCAUGCGGCUCCUCGAGGAGCAGAUGAGAGAGGAGGUAGCAAGGACCUGGCAGAUUUCUUGAACGGAGAUAGAGUUGAACCACCAAAGUCCGCCGGCUCAGGAGGAUCGAAAGCGAAGCCAAUCAUGGUCGCAGGGAAUGCGCGUAACGGAGACAAUGGUCCUACAUACAGUGCGCAACAUGAUCCUAUUGGACAUGAUAAACAUGCGGACGGAACUCAUGGGACGUUGGAGGUCAAAUGUGGUCCAUUGCUCAAUUACAGGCGCAUGGAGAACGAAACAUGGUUUGGCAGUGUUCUGGUCGUCACAAAAGGGGGAGGACUCGGGGACAGCCCAGAGGUUCCGGAACUGAAGCUAAGAGCUGCGUCAGCUGGACGCCCACCAGUGGAUCAUGUUGGUAGCAACGUGAGCGGAGCAACUGACGACAAUCGAAGCGACAACUAUGGAGUUGUAAAUGGAGUGGACUACAGCAACUUCAAGCAGCCCGAGUCUGUACCACAGAACAGCGUACAAACAAACCGGGCUGGUGGUGGCCAGGCUUCUGGAGAGAUGAAAGUUCGGGGCACUAAGCUUUACUCUGACCGCGAAAAUACAUUCUGGCGAUUUGACCUGCAGGUUCCCAUGCAUCAAUCGGAGUUGAAGUGCGACUAUGAGAUCCCAUCCCUCAUCUUCACAUCUGGAGGCAAGACCGACAAGCAAAGCUUCUACAUUCCCGCCAUCCCAGAAUCCAUGAGAAUUAUGUUCCAUUCUUGUAAUGGAUUCAGUGUUGGUACAGACGAGCAGGCCUAUAGCGGAGCUUGCUUGUGGAAUGACGUACAGCGAGAGCAUGCUAAAGCUCCUUUCCAUGUCAUGCUCGGAGGCGGAGACCAGAUUUACAACGAUGGUAUUCGAGUUGGAGGACCUUUGCGAGAAUGGACCGAUAUCAGUAACCCUCACAAGAGAAAGGAGUAUCCCUUCGCGGAGUCCUUGCGAAAGCGGUGCGACGAGUACUAUGUAAACAACUACAUAAAGUGGUAUUCAACCGAACCAUUUGCAGGUGCCAAUGGCCAGAUUCCUCAACUGAACCUUUGGGACGACCAUGACAUCAUCGACGGAUUUGGUUCAUACGUGGAUGACUUUAUGAGAUGUUCAGUAUUCCGCGGAAUCGGUGGAGUAGCAAAUAAAUAUUAUCUUUUGUUCCAACACCACCUUGCUCCUCCGCCCUCUACCUACACUACCGAUGCACCUCAAACUACCGGCCACCAGGAGGUUGGUCUUGACAAAAGACAGCUAGAGAACACCUAUGUUCUGGAUGAGAAGACCAUCGAUUCGAGCUAUAUCAUCGGAGCUAAGCCUGGUCCAUAUGUUGUCGAGCACUCCCGAAGCAUCUAUGCGAGACUUGGUGCUAGGAUAGCCUUCUUCGGUAUUGAUGCCAGAACAGAGCGAACCCGAAAACAAGUCAACUACCCUGAAACCUAUCAAAUAAUCUUCAGCAGAUUGAGGAAGGAGCUCGCCGCCGCCAAGGGAAGCGCUUCCCCAAUUCAGCAUCUGGUUGUUCUCCUGGGUAUUCCAAUCGCAUAUCCACGCUUGACUUGGUUGGAGAACAUCUUCUCAAGCCCUAUCAUCGCCCCUAUCAAGUUUCUCCAUAAAAGAUUUGGCUUCGGCGGUGGAUUCUUCAACCAUUUCGACGGCAGCGUUGAUCUGUUGGAUGACCUCGAUGAUCACUACACGGCACGUACUCAUAAGAAGGAGCGACUCUUUCUCGUUCACCAGCUGCAAGCGCUCGCAUCCGAGUUCUCCGCCCGGAUAACCAUUUUGGGCGGUGACGUACACUUGGCAGCAGUUGGUCGAUUCUACUCGAAUCCCAAGCUUCAAAUCCCUGUUGCCAACGAUUAUCGUUACAUGGCCAAUAUAAUCUCCUCCGCCAUCGUCAACAAGCCGCCUCCACAGGCUGUUGCAAAUUUGCUGGCUCGAAGGAACAAGCUACAUCACCUGGACCACGAUACGGAUGAAACAUUGAUGAAGUUCUUUGAUAAGGACCCAGGUGAUUCAAAUAAGACAUCUAAUUCGAAUAAUGUUACUAUGCCAAGUCGAAACUGGGCUGUUAUCACCGAGAACUCCGCUGGAGCAAACCAACGCCCUGUCACCAAUGGGAAUGGAGCCAACGGAACCGCCCCUAAUGGAACCCCUGAGGCUAUUUCUGAAAGACAGGGUACCUCCAAGGCGAAGGAUGGUCAUUCGUGGCUUCAUGAAGGUGAGGUCGAUGCUGGAACGAAACACAAGGCUGCCAAUAGCUCGACCCAUGGCAAGAAUACUGAUGGCAGUUUGGAUGUUUGUAUCAGAGUUGAGAAGGAUCAGCAUGACAGUGAGGGCAAGACACAGUCAUAUGGUUUGACAAUCCCAAUUCUCAAAGUCGAACCCGGCGUGUCAAACAAAACACUGGAGAGGAGACACCCGGCUGAGGGAACUGUUCGGGAGCAUUCCUAGUUGUUUCUGAUUUUCUUUAUGAUGAUCCUUUGCGCUAUUGGCUAUAUGUGGGUGUAACCAUGCAGCAGAGAUAUCCCAACUGUACUAAUAAGAGCAUUGAUUGGUUUUUCCUGAACUCGUGAGCCGAAGCCGGAUGCGACAUCAGUCGUUUUUCCGUCUCACGCGAGUACUUUACGCCGCUUCUGUUGGUAUUCUCAUCCAGGAAUUCACAUUGGAGAAACUGAGCUGUAAAGAAAAUAUUGAAUUGUUUGAAUUACCAGGCCAUGUAGAGGCAACCACCCGAUAGGUAGAGGAUUUCUAACUAUCCAUGCGUGCUGUCAAUUAUGGAUUUCUUGUUGCUGGCAAUUCUCAACUUCGCUUCGCUCCAGCAAAGUAGGAAAAGUAUGCAUAGACAUACAUCUGUGGGGCGAGUUAUGAUGGGAAGUCAGUGAAGUAGUUUGUCUUGUUGUUGGCUAUGAACUUGAAUUUGAGCCUGGUUUGCAUAGCAAUACAAUUCUAAGAAGUUCGUCUGAACUCCUCCCUCUCUGAAGCGAGAUAUUGUUUACAUUUAGUCGAAUCCCCAAUACACUACUAUGGUGAGCUCCGGCUAAAAGAGCCCCUUGCGCUUGAUCUUAUGACUCCUAGUUGAGGGUUUGGUCAAGGAGCAUAGGACAGCGUGGGGGAAAUGUAUAUAGCAGAGGUAUGUGGCUUUGCGAUGUAAAUGCAAUUUAUGUCCUGUUGGCGAGCGUUCAC